AUGGCAAAGGCUGGCAAGUGGGAACCAGCUCUGGACCUUUUCUCACUGAUGUCCUCGUCUGACGUGGCGCAUGACACCAUCAGCAGUGCGACCAUCAGCGCCUGCGAAAGGAGUGGACAGUGGACCACUGCCCUGGACAUCUUGGCGAGAAUGCCCAGCCUUCGGAUUGUGGUGGAUUCUGUGGCCUUGGCUUCUGCGAUCAGUGCCCUGGAGAAAGGCCAGCAGUGGGAGCGAGCUGUGUCACUUCUCUUCGAGGAAGCUGGAGCGAAGGUGAACUAUGUCGGCCUUUCUGCAGCAAUCUCUUCUUGCGAGAAGGCUGGGCAGUGGGAAGCAGCCUGCGAAUUGCUCCGCUACGCAACGCUGGCCUUCAUCAAGGCAGAUGCCGUGGCCUUUGGUGCUACUAUUGCAGCCUGUUCGCGUACUGGAGAGUGGCAACAGGCGAUUGGCUUGCUGCAGCAGAUGGAGCUGGAGCACAUCCGCAGGGAUGGUGUGGCCUGCACGGCCGCAGUGACUGCAUGCACUAACUCAGCUGCAUGGAGCGAGGCAAUCUCGCUUGUGGGAUCCAUGCUGGCCGAGAUGAUGCAAGCAGAUGCCUUCGCCUACAGCGCGGUGCUGAGUGCCUGCGAUGCGGCCGAGCGAUGGGAGGAGGCGAUGGUC
Messenger RNA from Symbiodinium pilosum, 657 nucleotides. NCBI's taxonomy places the organism in Eukaryota, Dinophyceae, Suessiales, Symbiodiniaceae. The record is from the annotation of a GenBank genome assembly.